GUUGGGAGGAGUAAUGAAUGUUCACACUAGCAAAGUAUAGUUUUUUUGUGUGUUUGUUCGCAUAACUCUGAGAAAGAUGGAGCUGCAUGUGUUCAUUCUCAUGGUUGCUGUUCAUGUUUCAACUGAGGUUAAUGUUGUACAUCAUGAUUAUCAAUUCGAUGGAUGUUCAGAUACAGAGAAAGAGGAUAUGUAUGGAUUUGAUGGAGAGGAACUAUACCAUUCAGACUUCCAAAAACAAAAAGGAGUUGUGACAUCGCCUGACUUUGCAGAUCCCGUCAGCUUUCCUGGAUUUUAUGAGCAGGGUUUAUCAGCCAUGGAAGCUUGUAAACAAAAUUUGGCCAAUCACAUUAAAGCUUACAAAAAUCCUCCUGAGGAAAUGGGCAAACCUGAGACGACCAUCUAUGCUAAGUAUGACGUACAGCGGGGCGUUGAAAAUGCUCUCAUCUGUCAUGUGACUCAAGUCUUCCCUCCUCCUGUCAAAGUGUCAUGGUCUAAGAACAAUGUCAAAGUAACAGAUGGUGUGGAUCUUAGCCAGUACCGCAAAAAUAAGGAUGACACCUUCAACAUCUUCUCAACUCUGAGGUUCACACCUCAAGAGGGAGACAUUUACAGCUGCACUGUGAACCACAAAGCUCUCGAUUAUCCUCUGACCAAAACAUGGGAAGUAAAUAUUGCUCUGCCCAGUGUUGGUCCAGCUGUGUUCUGUGGAGUGGGUUUGAGUCUGGGGCUGCUGGGAGUUGCUGCUGGAACUUUCUUUCUGAUUAAAGGAAACAACUGCAACUGACAGAUAUGAAGGAUAAUUUUGAAAAUAAAUUGUAAUAAUAGUGUAGAUUAGAUAAUAAAGUCUUUUUCACAUGCCCCUGGUGGAUUUUAAACACAAUGCAUCGUUCUGUUAGUAAUUGGUCAUUCUCAAUGUUAUGGGUAAAUAUGUAUAGUUGAGUAAACCCGAUUAAAUCCUGUUACACCACUAACAUUACUCAAUAAUACUCAAUUGCUUAAGAUACACAGCAUUGCUUUCAUCUAUGUUUUUAUGUCAAAAUGUUGAUCUUUUGCCAAUGCCACAUUCACAAUGUAUCGUGUAUAUUCUCUGGAAAAAAUACUUCAAAUCUAAAUUUAAACUGUUUAGAACUUUUUGGAUUUGUAUUAUAACUAAUUUUAGAAUUGUUCAUUUCUGUAGAUGUAAAACUAUUCCUGUCCUUGCAAUUAUUUUUCGAAAUGUCUUUAUUUUCUAUUUUUUAAAAUUUGCACGCGCACACACACGCAAACACACAGCAAAUAAAGAUUUUUUUUGUGAUUA
Molecule: messenger RNA, 1297 nt
Organism: Triplophysa rosa
Lineage: Eukaryota; Metazoa; Chordata; Actinopteri; Cypriniformes; Nemacheilidae
Product: H-2 class II histocompatibility antigen, A-Q alpha chain-like
Exons: 4
Coding region: 77-784 (235 amino acids)
Biological process (GO): immunoglobulin production involved in immunoglobulin-mediated immune response; immune response; positive regulation of T cell activation
Cellular component (GO): MHC class II protein complex; membrane
Molecular function (GO): MHC class II protein complex binding
Source: RefSeq, a predicted model, not a curated record